AUUCUGGACAAAGCAACCUCACAACAGACGAGCAACAGGGCAGUGACUGUACUUUCUUGUCAGUGGUCCGGAGAUCUCCGGUCGGACUGUUUGGGAGGUGCUCUGCUUCUUACUUCCGGCGGCGGAGAGGAGCAGUUGCUAUGGUAAUCUAAAAAAGGCGGAGGUCUGUUCGGCUGCGCUGAGAGAUUCGAGGAACUACUCUAAAGAAAAUUGGCUGCUCUUCUUGGUUUGUGAGCUGAAAUUAGGUAGCAACCGGCACUCUUUCUCUCGCUCUCUCGCUCGCUCUGCCCUCCCUAUGUGGCUGCCGCUCCCACCUGCUACGUUUCCUUUUGUGUCCUCCGAAUAGCCCAGGCGAGCCCCUGAAACACACAGGAACGCAGCGUUGUGGCCAGAGGAAUACAAAACGGAGAGAGCGCGUCUCUGAUCAGCUAUGACUAUUACAUGGUGCAGAGACGGUGACUGGAUGGCUGUCUGUUUUCACUCGGCCCUUUAGACGCCUUAGGCGCUUGUUAACCGUUUAUUUUUUCCUGCUUAUUGUGUGUCUGGUUAUUUAUGGAGCCGUUUGCUACAUUGUACUCUCCAGGCCCCUGUCUCAGUCUUGGGCUAGAGUUUUAAAUAAAAGGGGGUUUCAGAGCCCUAGGGGUGCAAUUAUACAUUUUUUUAAGCUUCAGUUUAGGCUCUCUUCAAAGGAAGGGAAAGAAUAGAAUUCUGGAACAUUUCUGCCCUGGGAUUUCUAUGUGAGAAUAACCCUAUUUGGAAGGAGCAUUUGAAGAAGAUCCUUAAAAAUAUGUUUUUAAAUUGCUUGCUGUAAAAAUGGCCAGCAAUCCUGGAAGUGAUGCAGCUUUGGGUACUCACAAAUCAAUGCUUUCAGGGAGUCCCCGCACAAAGAAAUUUCCACCAACUGAACAGGAGGUAUUUUAUAUGAAUUGUCGGGCCGCCUACUUAACCAUCUUCAAAAGCAGCUUGGAAAACAUUGUUUCUAAGGGUCAACUUUACCUAGCUCUUCAGCAUGCAGGAAGAAAUCCAUCCCAAAAGACCAUUAAUAAGUAUUGGACUCCUCAAACUGCCAAACUGAAUUUUGAUGAUUUUUGUAUAAUUUUAAGCAAGGAAAAACCUACUUCAAAAGCAGAAUUGCUAAAAUCUUUUAAACAGUUAGAUGUAAAUGACGAUGGCUCUAUUCUACACUCUGACCUUCAUAAGUAUCUAACAAAGAGAGGUGAGAAGAUGACUCAGGAAGAAGUAAAUGCUGUAAUAAAUUUGGCUGAUGUGAAUGCUGAUGGAAAGUUUGACUACAUUAAGUUUUGUAAAUUAUAUAUGACAACCAGCGAGCAAUGUCUCAAGACCACACUAGAAAGACUGGAGGCUGACAGUAAACUGAGGUGGCAGCAGUUUGGAAGCCAUAGCGAAGGGUCCCAUGAAAGAGACUCAUCUCCAGCGCCAAAACCGUCACCUAGAAUCAUAAGAAAAAAUGACCAGGAAACAUUCUCAAGUAAAGGUGACCCAAGCCAUUCCUUACUGUCAACAACUAGAAAAUUCAAAACAUCUGUUUCCUUCACAAUUACCAUGAGUGCUAAUAGUAACCGAGAGUCCAAGUUAACAGAGCCAAACCUAAAGGACUGGCAGUGUGCACAAUCAAAAGGCUGUUUCUUUUUAGAAGAAGAUGGUGAAGUCGUUAGUCAUCAGUACAAGAUGCACAUAGCUCAAAGAUCUGUGCUUUAUCUAACAAUUAAGCCAUUAAAUCUGAGUCAAACUGAAGGAAAACGUUCCCCUUGGUUAUCAGUUGAUACGGCCUUAUAUGUUCUUAAAGAAAAUGAGGAUCGAGCAGAGCCACAGCUCAUGUGUUUCACUGAACUACAAAAUAGAGAAGUGUUUGGAUGGACUGGUGAACUAAGACCAGGAAUUUACUGGUUAAUUCCUUCCACAACUGGCUGUAGGCUAAAAAAGGAAAUAAAACCAGUAACAGAAGAAGCCCAACUUGUAUAUAGAGAUGAAACAGGGGAAUUAUUUCUCACAAGUGAAUUUCGGUCAACUUUAUCAGAGAUAUUUGAAAUAAUUGAUUUAGAUGGAAAUGGUCUUAUUAGCCUCGAAGAGUACAAUUUUUUUGAAUUGAGAACAAGUGGUGAGAAGUGUGAUGAGGAUGCUUGGGCUGUCUGCAGAGAAAACUUUGACACAAAGAAGAAUGAAUUAACAAGACAGGGAUUUAUGGACUUGCAUCUGAUGGAAGCCAAUGAUCGAGAAGGAGACCCCCUUGAUCUAUGGGUGACUCUGCACUCGAUGGGCUACAACAAGGCUCUGGAGCUGACAGAGGCAUGCCCAUUUGUCAUCAAUAUCUAUGCAGAAAGAUGCAAGCCAAGAAUUAAAGCUAUCCAUAUGGAGGCAUGCAGCGGGCAACUUGAGAGGGCCAUUUGCAAGUCCGUCCUUGAGAGAAGUGAUGCUAAAGUCAUGGAUGGCUAUGAAAAUAUAAUCGUACAUACUUGCAAUUAUGACACCUGGAUAACAUCAAUCAUUGAAAAUAAGUCAGAUGACAGAGUGAUUAUUCACAUCAACAAUGAACUGAGUAAAAACUGUGUCAACAACAGAGGCCUCAGCGUCUUUGCGGUAGAAGUGGCCCCGAGAUCUACAAUGGUUUGUCAACAUGUAAUGCCCCUGAAUGAACGACAAGAAUGGAUAUAUUAUUGUGUGUAUUCCCUUGUAUCUUAAAUAAUUCCAUGUGGAACUAUCAAACUAAGAAGUAUUUUAGAUCAAAUCUGUUAUUUAUUAACUAAAUGCUCUUCCAUGUAACUGGUAUACUUAAUAAUCUGUUUCAUUUCUAUGCAUUUAUAUUUUAUGUCCAUGUUAUAUAUUUUAUUAUUAAAAUACAAAUAGUCUUCUAAAAAUGUAUGACUGUCUUGUUAAUUUAGUGAGAAAUAUAAGAACUUUUUUGUUUUUUAAUAAAUGAAAAGAAAAUUAUAAAUGGGAUUUUUAAAAGUAGUGUUCAAUGACUUCCAAACUCUACACUUCUGGUUUGUCUUGUAAAAUACUAAAAGAUGAUACAAACACAAAGAUAGCCAUUGAAGGAUCUAACUAUUCAAAAGCUAAAGUGGGAUGGAAGAAACCUGUUUCUGUUUUAAGAAGCUAAAACCUGUUAGCAAUUGCACGAUGUUCUGUCCCAACAGCAAAUUUCUCACUAGUGUGUCUCUAGCUUUCUUUUCACAGAGGAUACUUGGAACAGUUGAAAUUAACCCUGUGGAGCAGUUAAGGAGGUAGUAUGUGGCAUAAAAAAUGGCAUCAAGCAAUUAAAAGCUAUAUAUCAGUCCCAGUAACAAAGUACUUGGCCAGUGUCAGCUUUUGGAAUAUGAGUAGUAUCUGGCAGAAGCUUUUUUUUUUUGCCUACUAUAUGCAUGCACAUAGUUUAAAUGUUAUUUGGAGUUUGGACUAUUCAUUUAGAUCUGUAAAUAGGUUGUCAUUACCUCACUGUUUGAUCUCUUCAGACGGAUGUCUCAUUAAAGGUAGUGAAAUAUACAA
Messenger RNA from Peromyscus californicus insignis, 3504 nucleotides. It is a transcript of the gene Efcab7, whose product is annotated as EF-hand calcium binding domain 7. Lineage: Eukaryota; Metazoa; Chordata; Mammalia; Rodentia; Cricetidae. The record is from RefSeq and is a predicted model, not a curated record. The coding region runs from base 814 to 2700 and encodes 628 amino acids. Gene Ontology annotation, molecular function: calcium ion binding. The transcript has 14 exons.